Molecule: messenger RNA, 2986 nt
Organism: Betta splendens (Siamese fighting fish)
Lineage: Eukaryota; Metazoa; Chordata; Actinopteri; Anabantiformes; Osphronemidae
Gene: kcnj9
Product: potassium inwardly rectifying channel subfamily J member 9
Exons: 8
Coding region: 635-2137 (500 amino acids)
Biological process (GO): potassium ion import across plasma membrane; regulation of monoatomic ion transmembrane transport
Cellular component (GO): plasma membrane
Molecular function (GO): inward rectifier potassium channel activity
Source: RefSeq, a predicted model, not a curated record
ACUGUGGCGUUAUAAUGCGGGUCUGAAAGUGGUCGGGAAGCUGAAGAGCCGAGGCGGGCAGGGCUGGUAGCGGCUGGGCUGACGACAGCAUCUCCGCCGCGCGGCGGCUUCACACCUGACUCACUCCAUCAGACGCACAGAUGAUGGAGCUCUCCACGCAGCCGGUUGAUCCUGUUGCCUCCAUUUCGGUUGUCCCCUGCGCGACACAUGGUCUGCAAAUGCCGCGAUUAUUACGCCCGAACCGUUUCUGCGGCGUUUAGUCGCCCUGCGUGGACAUUUAGUGGAGUGUUCGCCCUUUUAUUUUUUUAUUUUUGUGGACGCUGAAUGGUCGGAUCGAGGUGUUCUUUGUUUUCCUGGAAAAGCGAACACGGGUGGACUGAUGCUGCGUCGCCGUUAAACACCAGAAAUGGGUCUCAUCGAACCAGGGCUAACGAUUCCGGGUCGUCUUUGGAGCAGAUUUUCGUUUUUCCUAUGAUAAAACAUCUGCUUCGUCCGGGUCUUUUACGCCUACAAGUUGCUACGCUGAGCAGGUUUCAGUCAAGCAAACAAAUGGUCCAAUCAAUAUCCACUGGACAGAGUCUGCCAUAGGGAAGAUAUCAAUAGCGCACUAAUACACUCGAUACGCACACGAGCCAUGGCGCUGGAGAACUCGGUCUUCCCCUCGCGUCCAGACUCCCUCUCCCUCCCUGUGGAGGGCAAAGCGGUGGAGGAAGGCGUGGAGGUGGCCACGGAGGCCGCCGCCUCCACAGGGGUCUUCAACCUGUCGGAGGAGCUGGGCCACGUCGUCACCACGGAGUCGGCGCCCACCCCUCCGACCUCAGCCAAGGUCAGCAGGUCGUUCCAGGCCAAGCUGGCCGAACGGGAGGCCCAAGCCAAUCAGCACAGGAAGAAGACGCAGGGGGCGGAGAAGGAGAGGGGGCGCUUCGGGUGGGCCAGGGCUCGGCGUAAGCGGCAGCGCUACGUGGAGAAGAACGGGCGCUGCAACGUGCAGCACGGCAACAUGCGGGAGACGUAUCGCUACCUGACGGACAUCUUCACCACGCUGGUGGACCUCAACUGGCGCUGCUCGCUCUUCGUCUUCGUCAUGGCCUAUGCCGUCACAUGGCUCUUCUUUGGGGCCAUUUGGUACCUCAUAGCGUACUGUAGGGGUGAUUUGGACCAUCUGGAAGACACUACAUGGAUACCGUGCGUCAACAAUGUCAACGGCUUCAUCUCAGCCUUCCUCUUCUCCAUUGAGACAGAGACCACUAUUGGCUACGGCCACCGCGUCAUCACUGACCAGUGUCCAGUGGGCACCAUGCUGCUGCUGCUGCAAGCCAUACUGGGAUCAAUGGUCAAUGCCUUCAUGGUCGGCUGCAUGUUUGUGAAGAUCUCCCAGCCCAACAAACGAGCUGAGACUCUGGUCUUCUCCAAACACGCCGUCAUCUCUCUGAGGGACGAUAAGCUCUGUCUGAUGUUCAGAGUUGGCGACCUGCGUAGCUCCCACAUCGUAGGGGCCAACAUGAGGGCCAAACUCAUUAAGUCCAAACAGACUCAGGAAGGUGAGUUCAUCCCUCUGGACCAGACUGACAUCAGCGUGGGCUUUGAGACGGGAGACGACCGCCUCUUCCUGGUCUCACCGCUGGUGAUCUCCCACGAGAUUGACGCACGCUCCGCUUUCUGGGACAUGUCGCAGGCUCAGCUGGAGAAGGAGGACUUUGAGAUUGUGGUGAUCCUGGAGGGAAUGGUGGAAGCCACUGGCAUGACGUGCCAGGCCAGGAGCUCCUAUCUAGCGGAGGAGGUGCUGUGGGGCCACAGGUUCAGCCCAAUGAUGUGUCUGGCAGAGGGUUUCUUUGACAUCGACUACGGGGCCUUUCAUCACACGUUCGAGGUGGACACGCCCUCCUGCUCGGCGCGUGAGCUCUCAUUGGCUGCAGCCAGGCUUGACGCGCACCUCUACUGGUCGAUCUCCAGCAGGCUGGACGAAGAGCCCACCUUGACCAGCCAGGUGGCCAAGCAGCCGGACAGCGGCUCAGGCAACAGCAAAGCGGGGGAGCCCACGUUCAUCGUCGGGGAGAUGACAGACAUCCAGGAGCAGUCGGGGUUGGGGGAGCUGAACGGCAGCGUCACCACCGACCAAUCCGAAUCAGAGGCCUAGAACAGAGAAUGUUUACGAAGACCUUCAGUACGUCACCGGGACAUCACAGUUAGUGUUUGCAGACUUUGAUUUUGAAGUAACUUUAGUAGUUUCAUCAGACUCAGUCCUACAGUAUAAACCACAUCCUGUGUUGCCAUAUGUUACUUUUGUCUGUUCUUUCCAUGUUGAUCUCUGUUACCAGUGUACUGUAUGUGUGCUAUCUCUUUUCAAACUGUUGUGUUAGUGCCAAACACCCUUGCCUAUAUCUAUAUUUAAAUGACAAAACUAUGCUUUAGGUGGGGUCAAUCCUGUGGACACGGCAGAAUGUUAAACAGAACUAAAAGCUGUGGACGAGGUGGUUGUAUGUGCAAAGCGAAGUAAACGGAUGGUUCACAAUUCAGACAGGUACAAUGCAUAGACUCUUUAUUCUCACCUGCGCAUGAAAACCUGUAGAUGAUAGCGAGCUAUAAGCUGGGAUUGUAGUCAUUUCAAAGUACCUUUAAUACACAGAUUGUUCCAAGAUGUAAUGUACGUCAGGUGUUACCGCAAUGACAAAGUAUUGCCAGCCCAAAUGUCUGAAUUGCCAUUUGUAAUUUGAAAGCUGACUAGGGCAUCCAUCUGAACCCUUUCCCAUCAAACAGGUCAGCACUUGAGUGUCGGUGGCUUUGUUUCACGUACGACGUUUUAGCACAAGGAUUAUCUAUCUUUUGUCCCCAGCCAGGUAGAAGUACAAAGCACAAUAGCGUCCCGCUCAGUUCAGCCCAAACUCCUGCUUCUGCUGCUGUGUACAUAUGUGGCCAUUUCUACUUGAUGUUUUUAAUAUUUAAUAUAACACGUCAAUUAGAAUUAAUAAACUAUAGUAUAUUCAGA